This is a messenger RNA of Fusarium poae, 714 nucleotides long. RefSeq lists its product as uncharacterized. The coding region runs from base 1 to 714 and encodes 237 amino acids. The transcript is spliced from 2 exons. The record is from RefSeq and is a predicted model, not a curated record. NCBI's taxonomy places the organism in Eukaryota, Fungi, Ascomycota, Sordariomycetes, Hypocreales, Nectriaceae.
AUGUCAGAUUCAGGAGACCUGGAAAGUCUGGGCAGCUCCGAUUGGGAGUUUAUUGACCAUGUACCGGUAAAUAAGCCCCUACCAGUUCUGACCUAUCCGGACCACGGCCUCUACUCAAUCAAGUUCUUCGACGACACUGGGGGAGAUUAUCACGUUCCUGAGUAUCUCGUCAAGAAACAUACCGAUUUCGCCGCCCUCUUCGAUAAAAACAAGCAUCUCGAUUGCAGUCCCGUUAGCCGCGAGACAGCUUUAGUUGUCAUAACUUAUCUCGAACAAGGUCGCCUUCCCGGCCCCAAUCAAGACGAGCCUGAAAAGUCAGCGGCCAUCCACCUAUUCAGAAGGUUGAUCAUGUUUCGAGAAGACGCACCCAGAUUUAAACUUCAUAGUUUGCAGGAGUUAAACAUCAAGGGAAUCACGCAACUGCUGGAGAAUUUUACAAUCUUGGAUAUGCUCGAGGUCGCUACCACGGAACGGAAGUGGCGACUGGCCGAGACAGACGACAUGCUGAUCAGACUUCUUAUCCUCCGAAUCUGUGCGCAAACGGAGCUGAUUCCUGAAGAGGCCUUCACUGUUAUGGACCAAUUUUGUAACACGGUAGCCGACGCCAAAUGGGAUGUGGUGAAGGCUAUGAUCAGCAUCAUGAUCGACUACCAGCGCUUGAAGCAUAAGGACAGGGUCAGGAUUCUGAAUAGCUGUGAAACCGCGAAAGAUUAA